CUUUACUUUAUAAUUAUAUAGUGUUAGGAUAUUUCGUGGAUAUUUUGUUUAAUCUUUGGUGCAUGGAACAGUAGUUAACAUGCUCAGGGUGCUGUUACUAUUCUUUAUUGGUGCUGCAGUGAGCAUAGACCUCGUUGCUGGGCAAGCAUGUCCGCCUAGAUCUGCAAACCCGGGACGCGCCUGUAAGAAACAAUGUACCCACGACGCGGAAUGCAGAGGCGCAUUAAAAACUUGUCAAUGCGACAAUGUUUGUGGAAUGUCCUGUUUCAAUCCAAACCUUGUAUGCGAUGAUCCUGGACCCUUUCCUAAUGGACAGAUAAGUCCUGAACGUGGUUAUGGACAAUCCAUCACAUAUACUUGCAAUGUUGGUUAUAACUUAAAGUUUAAUAGCCGACGAACCUGUCAAUCAAAUAAACAAUGGAGUGGUGUCCAACCAAGAUGUGACCCUGGAUGCAUCACCCCGCCCGCUACUGAAACAGCUUUUGCCGAUUCGUUUGACGGUUUUUAUGAUAUCAAUCAAGCGGUCAAUUAUAUAUGCCGAAUAGGACAUAGAAUGACGGGCAGAGCCAGUGUAAGAUGUGGUAUUGGUGGUGUAUGGUCCCCUAUAAGGUUUCAGUGUACCAUUAAAAUUUGUGGAGAACCCCCUGGACUGAUAAACGGUGGUUACGAGGGAGAUGAUUUUACUUAUGGGAGGCGAAUCAGAUACUUCUGUAAUAGAGGUUACAUCCUUCGAGGUGAAGGAGACUCAUUGGUUUGUGAUUUGGAUGAAAGGUGGUUUGGGAACGUGCCUACUUGUGAUAUUGUACGAUGCAAUCCACCAGUUGCCCCACUCCAUGGUUCAAUUAAUUUAGCCGGGGUUCGGUUUCAGUACAACCAACGGGUUCCAUACUCAUGUGACCAAGGUUACAAAGUUGUGGGUUCGCGAUUUGGGGUGUGUAAUGAGAAUGGAACCUGGGGUGACCUACCUACCUGUGAAAUUGACACGGACUGUAAGUUCGAGGGGGCAGUGAGGCCAACUUGUGGAUAUCAGAACUUGGGCGUGGCGUGGACCAGGAUUCUCUCGCAUUCCGUACCAGAUGGAUCUGUAGGCUUCAUUUUAAGAAGUGGAUUUGGUGCUGGUCGACAGCAAAGUAGUUCCCAGUUAUUGUCACCUAGGAUACCCCGCGAUUCUCUCCUAUGUAUAAAGUUUUAUUAUUAUGUGAGAGAAAUGCCGUCAGAUCUGAACUUUAUACUUGUGGAAGUUGACUCAGAAGGCAGAAGGACCACAUUAUGGACUGCUCAUACUUUGGACCAGAAGAAUCAAUGGUUAUCAACCGAUAUAGUGUUCCCACGUUCCAAUAGACAAACUCAGAUUGAGUUUAAAGUUACCCAAUCUGCGUGGGCAUCAGUAUCUGUUGAUUUAGAUGACAUAUCAGUGGAAUCUAAUGUCCCUUGCGUCAACGAAUGUGCCAACACACCUUGUCAAAACGAAGGUACAUGCUUCAAUAGAAUUAACGGUUACUUCUGCUUUUGCCAACGUGGGUUUAGAAGACACAACUGUUCAGAAGAAAUUGUGUGUCAAGCCCGUGUGGCACCAAGGCACGGUACCAUGUCAAUCGCCGCCCCUGUAAGGCUUGAUGCAUUCGUGGUGUUCCAGUGUGACCAGGGUUAUUAUAUGAGAGGAGAGUCACGGGCACAAUGCUUGGGGGAUAACAGAUGGAAUUAUGCAGUUCCUACUUGUAACAUAAAACGUUGCCCCAAUCGAAAUGUUCGUAACGCAUCCAAAGCCCCCAACAAAAACAAUUGGGUUUAUCAAGAGACUGUGACAUAUACAUGUAGAGAAGGGUAUCGCAUGGGUGGAAGGGCAAGGUCUACCUGUCAAUCAAACAACCACCCAACUAAUCCUUCUGGAACUUGGUCUAGCAAUCCUCCAUCUUGUACCAGAAUCCGAUGUCCCAACCGAAAUGUGGAUAGUGCAACCAAAGCUCCCAACAAACAUGUUUGGUAUUAUGGAGAAUCUGUAACUUAUGCUUGUAGAGAAGGAUAUCGCAUGGUAGGGGUGGCAACGUCUACCUGUCAAUCAAAUGAUCAAGUAAGGGGGACAUGGUCAAGCGAUCAACCUAGUUGUAUAAGAAAAACGUGCAACAGCUUAGUAAUAGCUGAUGGAACAGUUUCCCCACGAAGAGAGACAUAUAACUAUGGAAGUUCUAUUUCAUUCACUUGCAGCCAUGGGUAUAGGAUAAGCCAUUCUCGUAGCUUAAGAUGUGUGGAUACCAAUAGAUGGUCUUCUGCACCGCCCACAUGUAGAAGGAUAACAUGCCCACCCCCACAUGCUGUCCGUAAUGCAACAACCUCACCAGAAAAACAGACAUGGUAUUAUAGAGAUGUGGUGAUGUACCAAUGUCAUGCCGGGUAUGUCAUAAUGGGCCCUCAAGCAUCACAAUGCUUAAUUGAUGGUACAUGGACUGCACGUCCUGAAUGCAACAUUGUUCAGUGUCAAGCAAGAGUAGUCGCCAACGGAGUAGCAGCCCUUGAACAAGAUACAUGGUAUUUUGGAGACACAGUUAUGUUCAUCUGCAAUGAUGGAUAUAAAAUAAUAGGGAACCCGUCAGCUAUUUGUCUUGCAAGUACUGAGUGGUCAAAGCCGAAACCUGUAUGUAUAAAAUCAAGAUGCGACCAUCGUGAGUUACCAAAUGGCGUGGUAUCACCUAACACAACAAUAUGGCCUAUUGGCAGCAUAGCCAACUACUCAUGCUCUGAAGGCUUUGUAAUAGAUGGACCAAAUACUUCACUAUGUUCAAGAGAAGGAAUGUGGUCAAAUGAAUUGCCAAGCUGUUCCGGUAUUUCAUGCCCUGCACAAAACACAAGCGACAUCAAUAUAAUUCAAAGCAGUAACAAGGAUGAAUGGCAAUCUGGAGAGGUUGUAGCUUAUUCGUGCCCACCAGGGUUUGCCAUACAAGGCAACAAUGAAUCAGAGUGUUUUCCUGAUGGCCACUGGUCACAUUUACCCCCCCAGUGUACAAGAGUUGAAUGCAAUGCACCAGAGGUAGCUAAUGGGAGAAGUAAUUCAAAUGAUGAGACUUUUGUAUAUGAAGAUAGUUUGACAAUAACUUGUGACCGUGGUUACAAUAUGGUUGGUGAUGAUGUCAUCAGUUGCUCAGCAACAGGGCAAUGGAGUCAACUGCCAGUGUGUGAAGCUGUACAGUGCCCAGACCAAGUAGUAGGAAACUCAACUAAACAACCAAACAACAAUGUAUGGCAAUUUAAUGAUGUGGUCAACUAUGCUUGUAAUGUGGGCUACCAGUUGAGUGGGGAAGCUUCACUGACUUGUACAGAUACUGGGAUGUGGUCUCACCCAAAGCCUACAUGUGUUGAGCAUAAUGAAUGGGACGAGUGGUCGACGUGGUCUAAAUGUAAAGGGAGAUGUAAUUCGGUGCAAGAAAGAAGACAACGAACAUGUCGUGUGCCUGGGAGAUGCCCGGGUACCAAUAUACAAAGGAGAUCGUGUUCCACCACAACUAUGAAUUUUAGAGGCAUAACAUACACCAUGUUUGAAAACCGUAAAAACUUCAACAACGCAAAGCUCCAUUGUGAAAGCAUUAACGGUACUCUGGCUAUGCCGAAAAAUGCGGAUAUUACAGAAAAAAUAACUGAAAUGGCUCAGACAAAAAAUAAUAAAGUUUACCGGAAUCAAUUCUACUUCGGGCUUCACAAGCAAAACCUUCGUGAACCCUGGUUGUGGGUGGAUGGUACAAGGGCAGGAACUCCACUUAGUAUCCGGGGUGGUACAAGGAAUAAUGAUCUGUACCACAACUGGAAGGGCGUUGAACCAAAUAAUGCGCGCGGAGAUGAGUUUUGUGGAAGCUUGUUCGCCAGCAGCGGGGGUUGGAAUGACAUUUAUUGCGAUGCUUGUCUGGCCUUUAUUUGCGAACAAAGAACCCGAUGCACACGGCCCAAUCUGCAGCAUGGGGUGACCACAGACAUGCUGGCCGCUGAUAGCUAUGACAUUGGAACAGUUAUAACAGGAUUCCAAUGCACUGAUAAUGGAGCUCAGUUAGUUGGUGCUCACUCAAUACAGUGUGUAGAUGGGACAUGGAAUAAUACAACUCCAACAUGUGAAACGAGAUGCCCGCGUCCUGUUGCCCCUGCAAACAUGGAGUCCCCGGUUGAUUUACAAGAUUUCUAUGGAGUUAGGGCUUUAGUAAGAUUUCUAUGUGUGCAUGAGUGGGAUCAAGAGACUGGUAAUGCUGCCAUCGAGUGUCAGCAUGAUGGUACAUGGACAGAAAAUCCUAUGUGUGUUACGAGAUGCCAGCGCCCUGCUACCCCUGCCAAUAUGCGGCCUAAUGGUGUUUUACAAGAUUACUAUUAUGUUGGUAACCAUGUUGAGUUCCGCUGCAUGGAUGCAUCAGAUCAUCUGCUUGCUUCCUCAAUGAGUUGCAAUAGGGAUAGAACCUGGAGGGGCGAACCUGCUUGUGUUAAAAGAUGUGGGCGUCCUGUGUUUCCCACUAAUAUGAGAACCCAAGCAGCUUUACUUAAUUCCUAUCAAGUUGGUGACCGUGUUACUUUGGAAUGCGUGCACCGUUCCGAUGCUUUGGGUGGUAAUGCUGUCAUCGAGUGUCAGGAUAAUGGAGCAUGGACAGAAAAUCCGACGUGUGCUCGACGCUGCAGUCGACCACACAACCCAGUAAAUAUGAGGCCCGCAGUUGUUUUAGAAGAUAUUUACGAAGUUGGGGAUUCUGUAAGAUUUCAAUGCGUACAUGUGUCGGAUCGUUUGGUUGGUAAUGCUGCCAUCGUGUGUCAGGAUGAUCGGACAUGGACAGACAAUCCAACGUGUGUUGCACGUUGUACUUUACCCGACACCCCGGCUCAAUUCAGGAUAGAAAUAACAAAUAAUCAACAAGAGCUGUACGAAAUUGGCGCAGUAAUAACAUUUGGUUGUGUCGAUUCCAACGAUGAAAUGUCCGGACCAAGUCAGAUUCGUUGCCAAAUCAACCGGCAGUGGAGUCGAAACGUUCCUAGUUGCUUAAAACGGUGCCAGGGUCCAAAUCCCCCUGAUGGUCUAGUGCUAUCUAGUGGCGAAAAUGUACAAGCUUUCUAUAGUUCUGGUGUUACUAUAACAUUUCAAUGUUCGAACGCCAAGGAUGAAAUGCAAGGGUUAUCUUCAAUAUCAUGUCAAGGGAAUGGGAGAUGGGAUAGAGCUCUACCUGUUUGCUUGAAAAGGUGUGAGCGCUCUGGUACCUUCUACUAUGUAGGUAAUCGUACACCACCUUAUUCAUGCCCUAAUGCUGAUGAUUUACUGCAAGGAUCAGCUGUUUCCACUUGUUUAGAGGAUAGGACAUGGUCUUCUGGUGUCCCUUCAUGUGUACCAAGAUGUGGAACACCAGCCUUACCCGAUGGUGUACGCAUUAGCAGCGCUAAUGCCGGUGACAUUUUUUUCCUCGACGGAGAUCGCAUAAGUUUUCAAUGUAUUAAUGCACAUGAUGUACUUGUCGGUGAAAAUACUUUGGAAUGCACCCAGGACCGUACUUGGGACAAUUCUCCUCCUAACUGUGAAAGAAAAUGUUCGCCACCUACUAUACCUCAACAUGGAAGAUUAAUAGCAGGCACCCAACUAAAGGCAGUCUAUGAUAUUAAUGAACAAGUGACUUUUGAAUGCAUUGAAAUUACAUCUCGUAUGCAUGGGUCCAACACUAUCACAUGCAAUGCUAACAGGACUUGGACAGCAGCGCCCACGUGUGUUGAACGCUGCCCACCUAUUCUAUCCAUUACCAACGGAAGAGUUGAGCAAAUUCGUGAAAAUAAUAAAGAAGUAACUCACGUGAGGUUUACAUGCAAUCCUGGAUAUGAUGUCAAUGGGCAUAGUGUUGUUCGAUGUAUGCUCGGGAACUUGUGGUCUGACCCUUCUCCAACUUGCGAUGAAAAAGAUCCUUGUGUCAGCGGUCCAUGUGUUAACGGGGAGUGCACCAAAGUGGAUGGAAUAGCUUUCAACUGCACAUAGUAGACCUAAUUAUUCGGGAAGAACAUGUAACACAAUUAUAAACCCAUGUUACAACAAUGGUCCAUGUCAACACGGUGGAACCUGCGUACGAAAUGGGCAAGCAGCUCGAUGCAACUGUUUGGUAAACUAUGAGGGCGUUCAUUGUGAAAGAUUAAAGUCAUGUCCACCACCCAACUUGGCAGCCAACGUAAGGGUACGCGAAGGCAGUAGUUUUGGUAUUGGUUCAUCAAUAACAUUCAUGUGCACACAACGUGGCUUUGUGGUCACUGGAAAUCAGCGGAUGUAUUGUCUGAAUGACCAGACAUGGGAUAGACCGCCUCCAACUUGUCAACCCGCAGCAGGGUUAUGUCAAGCCUUGCAGGUCCCACAGAACGGAAGGUUUACAGAUCGAAGAGGGCAACGAAACCAAGUAGGGAACAUUAUUCGAUUGAGUUGUAGUAAUGGUUACAGGGUUGUGAGCCCAUCUAUAACAAGAUGUCUCCCUGAUCUUACUUGGUCUUCUACCCUGGGAGGAUGUGAAGCUGUCGGUUGCUCCAUUUUUUCUGCCGCAACUGGUGUCUCAGUACCUGUAGGUAUAGAACACGCUGUAGGUGUAGUUCUGAGGCUUUCCUGUUAUAACGGUGGGCAGUUACAAGGCGGGCCAUCUAACAUAGAAUGUUUGGGCAACCAUGUAUGGAGCAAUCCCAUAUCUUCGUAUACGUGUUUAUGAUUUGUUUAUAACUGUCCAGGGCUGGAUUUGUACAAAAAUAGCUUCUGGAAGUAUUAGUUAUUUUCUAAAAGUCAGAUAACAGAGAAAUGAUUUUAUGCAAUCUCGGUUUUUAAACAACUUACAACAACUGGAACGUCAUUCCAGUAAACUUAAUUAACUUAAUGAUUAAGCCAUAAGACCAGAGCUUUUGGAGCUACAAGUUAAUUCAGUUACCAAAACAAUCAAGUUUAUUGUGUUUUUGAUUCAAAAUAUCUCACAAACCUUGAAUUAUUCUUAUAAUUAUGUCGUAAGACCAAAGCUUUUGGAACUAUAUGUUAAUUGAGAUGACAAAUUUAUUGCCAUCUCUGUUUAAACUGUCUGGAAACUACCGAAUAGCGUUUCAGUAAACUUUAAAUAUUUAUCGAGCUCCCGGAACGUCGUUCUGGUGAAAAUCCAAAAAUAUGCGUGAAUGGAUAGGCAAUAUUAAGAUAAUGUUUGAGACAAAAUAUACUGGAAUGGUGUUUUAGUAAACUUAAAAUAUUUCUUGAGUGUCUGGGAGCUUAGGUCGAAAUUCAGCCCUGGACAAAUAGUGGCAAUUAAUAUGGGAUUAUUAUAUAUCUGCUUAUUGCCACACUGCAAUAUUAACGCAUACCAUAUAUACCAAAUGAAAUUAUGUAAUAAUUGCUUAUGUGGUGCAAAUGUAAAGCUGCAAAUAAAUGCCAGAACAUCAA
Molecule: messenger RNA, 7396 nt
Organism: Ciona intestinalis (vase tunicate)
Lineage: Eukaryota; Metazoa; Chordata; Ascidiacea; Phlebobranchia; Cionidae
Source: RefSeq, a predicted model, not a curated record